Phacochoerus africanus (Common warthog) is the source of this 1271-nucleotide messenger RNA. Its product is annotated as myeloid-associated differentiation marker-like. Gene Ontology annotation, cellular component: cell-cell junction; plasma membrane. The record is from RefSeq and is a predicted model, not a curated record. The transcript has a single exon. Bases 192 to 1169 code for a protein of 325 amino acids. Lineage: Eukaryota; Metazoa; Chordata; Mammalia; Artiodactyla; Suidae.
GUGCCAUUAGCCAAGCAUCUGAGCCAAUGCUUCAAACUCUGCUGAUCCUGAGCCUCAGCUACCACAGGCCCCUGAGCCUCUUCCAAGCAUCUGACUGAAUCCAUCUCCAGAGUCGAUCUUUCUCUGAUGAUUCCUCAGCAAAGACCACUGGCAUUCCUGUGACCUCAACCUGCCUGAACAUCACAACUACCAUGUCCACCUGGUUGAUAUACUCGGACCAUGAGUUUGUGGACUGCUGCCUCCAGCGGAUGCAGCUGUUCUCCACUUGUGUGGCUUUCUCCCUGGUGGCUGACAUGGGCAUUGGGCGGGGGGCGGUAGGUAACUGGACCCUGUCCAUCUGGUGCUUCUGUUUUGUUGUGACUCUCAUCAUCCUUAUACUCCAGUGUUGUGAGUUCCCGUCCCGUUUCCCUUUCUUCUGGUACAAAUUUUCCGUCACCUAUGCCUGUUAUGCUGCUCUCCUCUGUCUCUCCACCUCCAUCACCUAUUCCAUCACCUAUGUUCAGUUCCUGCCUUAUGGGCCUUACCGAGACCGGGCCAUCGCUGCCACUGCAUUCUCCUGCAUCGCGUAUGUGCUUUAUGCCAUGGAAGUAGCAGAAAUCUGGGACUUGUAUAAGCUCAAUAGUGUCACCUGCUAUGUGCUCACUGUGCCAGGCCUGCUGAAGAUGCUGGAGACCUUCACGGCCUGUGUCAUCUUCGCCUUCAUCAGCAACACCUCCCUGUACCAGGAGCAGCCGGCCCUGAGGUGGUGCGUGGCCGUGUACACCAUCUGCUUCCUCCAGGCCGCCGUGGUCCUUGUGCUGAACCUGGGGGACUGUGAAUACAGGCUGCCCAUCCCCUUCCCCAUUUUCCAGCUGGGGCUCACCCUGCUCUCCGUCCUCCUCUACGCCAGCGCACUGGUCCUCUGGCCUCUCUACCAGUUUGAUGAGAAGGUGGGUGGCCAGCCCCAGCGGUCCAGCGAUGUUAGCUGCAAAGAUGAGCUCACCUACUAUGUGUGCGCCUGGGACCAACGACUGGCUGUGGCCAUCCUGACAGCCAUCAACCUGCUGAUUUAUGUGGGUGACCUGGUGUACUGGUCCUGUCUGUUUUCUGUACGGACUGAGGAUCAUCAAUGGGCUCCUGAUCCCCUCGUCUCACCAGAGGUAUCUUUACAGAGUUCUGACGUCCCUUGACGUCUUCUUCCUGGCUCUCCUCACUCCCUUCUCACAUCCUUCCUCGCUCAUCUCACUCUCUUUUAUGUCUCCUUCCCUUCUUUGGCUCCGACUCCCUUCCGC